This is a messenger RNA of Rotaria socialis, 603 nucleotides long. Lineage: Eukaryota; Metazoa; Rotifera; Eurotatoria; Philodinida; Philodinidae. The record is from the annotation of a GenBank genome assembly.
AUGUCGGUUUACAAUAGUAAAGCAAAUUAUCAUCCAGCAUCAGCUUUACCUGGCAGUUUACCGAAUGGCUCAUAUCUUCUGCCCGGUAAUGACUAUUACAGCGUUGCCGGAUGUUUACCACGUCUUCGUUAUGAUACACAAAAAUUCCUAAAUGAUCCAAAAUAUGCAUAUUCACAGAGCUACCGAAUCGAUGCAAUGCAAGCAUUACAAAAUGUUAAAAAGGGCACUAGUUUACCUCGAUAUUAUUCCUAUUAUCCACAUUUCGAAGCAACUCGCGAACGGCAUGUAUUUGUACCGAAACAUUUUCCUAAUGAAAAUCCAUCAUCUUAUGACCAUAAAGGAUUACAACAUUUUAAAAAUCUUGCAUCACAUUCAGACAGUUAUGCACUUCGAAGUGUAAGUACUUUACCGCGUGUUGAUUAUGUAACAUUACCAGCACCGGAUCAAAAUGAUGAGAUUUAUCAUAGCUAUCAACCGAAAAUGCCUUAUGAUAUGAUGGUAUUACGUGAUGAACAAAUGUAUAAAACGCCAUAUUCAAGAGAUUUUAUGACACGUGAUACAACAUUUAUUUCAAGUACGACAUUGGUACCUCGUGGAUGUUAG